AUGGAUUCUAGAAAACGGAAACCCAUUUCAAACACUCACUUUGCUUCGCCAUUGCCAAACCCUCCAUUACCAUCUUCAAUCUUCAGAGACCUUUCCAACCUCAAAACCCCUAAAAUUCCACUGAGAACGCCGAGCUUCAAAUGCUCCCCUCAGUUCUUCACCGCCUCGAAAAACACCCCCAUAUCCUCCGCCCGUCGUGGCUUCAAAACGUCCGCCUUGAAAUCGAAAGCCGCCCGUAGGCUGAAAGCCUUUGAGAUCGAGCAGUCCAAGUCGGCACGGAAGGCGCAAGCCGAGAAGGAGCAAUCGCUCAAGUCGCUUGCUAGAUCGCUCACUGUGUGGCUCAAUUUCCUGUUCGAAAACCCUAGUUCGUGCGGCUGUGAUCCGGCGAGCUUCACCGGUGAAAUUGAUGGCUCGGAUCCCAAUUUGGGUGGCGGUAUGAAGGAAGUGCUGGCAAAUUAUGGGAAGAGGGAGGGUGUGCCGGGCCAAAAGGUUGGGGUUAAUGGGCCUUGGAGGGGUCCAAAGAGGCAGAGGGGUUUGUUGUGGGGAGGGGAUGUUGAUGAUGAGGUGGGUAAGAAUGUGUUUACAGAUUCCUACUUUCCUGGGUUGAGGACUUCGUUGCAGGAGAUAUGUAGCUUUGAGGAUCUGAAGGGGAGAAUGAGGAUGUACCUGAGCUUGGCUAGUUGCAAAGAUAUCUUUAAAACAAUGGCUCAAGUAACAAAGAACAUUGACGAUGGACGGCUGAAAAUGAGGGCAAGCUGUCCUAUUGUGAGUGAUGUUGGUAUGAAAGAGAGAGCCUUAAAACUUCUCAUGUGUUAUAACCCAGUUUGGCUCCGAAUUGGUUUGUACAUAAUCUUUGGUGGUGAUUCCUUGUUACCAAAUGCUGAUGUCAAUUCUGAGCAAGAAAAUACAUUCUUGAGGAUGGUUCUCGAGAAACAGUUUUUCACACACCCUGGUCUUGCUAGAGCCCAUGUCUACAACAAGCUGGUUGAGGGAUUAUACAGACCUGGUUACUAUGAAAAACUAGGAAAUGUCAUAUUGAAAAGAUUUUUGUUGCUUGUUAUCAUACUUGAUAGAGCCAAGUCUCAAACCAGCAUUCCUCUUAAAUAUGGUAUUGAUGGACUUGAUGGUGGAUCUCCUCCAUUGUUCUCGUCAAAAUCUAAAAUUAAAUCAAGCCGCCAGCUGAUUACCGAUUUUUUAUCAUCGGAUGUGAUGCAUGGGGAAGGCAGUCUUCUAGCACAUCUUGUGAUUGUUGGAUACAAAGUAACUUACCAGCAAAAUCCGCUGAUUGACUAUGAAUUCAAAGUUGUUGAUUUGUUUGAAGAUCUUCGAGAUGGCAUCCGGCUUUGUAGAGCCAUUGAACUCCUGAAACAUGAUACCUCCAUUCUCAUGAAAGUGGUUGUUCCAUCCGACACUCAGAAGAAAAGCCAGGUUAAUUGUGGGAUUGCACUGCAAUUUCUGAAGCAAGCUGGUGUCCCAAUAGUUGAUGAGGAUGGAACAGAAAUUAUAGGUGAAGAUGUAGUCAAUGGGGACAAGGAGCUAACACUAGCCUUGCUUUGGAAUAUAUUUGUUCACCUACAGUUGCCUCUCUUUAUCAACAACAGGCUUCUACUGGAAGAAAUUUCAAAUAUUCGGGGAAGUUUGGUGGAGAACUCAGGCACCCAGCCUCUCUUGGAUCUGCUGAUUAGUUGGGUUCAGGCUAUAUGUGAAACGUAUGAGUUGAAGGUUGAAAGCCAAUCGUCCUUAUUGGAUGGAAAAGCUAUGUGGUGCUUGCUUGAUUAUUACUUUCGUAAAGAACAUAACUGUUCAAGUUGUUGCAAGAACCCAGAUGGAACAGUGAGAGAAGUUUCUAUCAUGUCAGCAAUUGAAUAUACAGAUGCAGUUCACAACUUCAUACUUUCCCAGAAAUUAACAUCUUUAUUAGGGAACUUUCCUGAGGUGCUACAAGUCAGUGACAUUAUAGAACAUAAUGGUGCAUGUAAUGGACAGAGCGUGAUUGUCCUGUUGGCGUUUCUCGCAGUUCAGCUACUAGUGAAACGAAACAUGGAUAAGCUGAAUUUUCAUAAAUUGCUGGGUUUCAGCUGCCAAAUUACUAACAGCAGGCUCUCAAGUACAGAUUGGGACAAUGUCAAAGAUCCUACGAGAAAUUUCAAGGCUAUUAUGGCUUGGUGGCAAGACAUGGCUCAACAGAAUGGCAAGUGCAGUAUGAAGCCAGCUCCCAUAACUGACAGAAAGAGCAGCACACUUCAAAGAGAGAAUGCUGCACUAAUAAUACAGUCUCAUUACAGACGAUUAAAAGAAUAUCAAAACUAUAAGAGAAUAGCAAAUGCGGCUCAGGUCUUGCAAACUGUUGCAUUGGCUUGGUUGUCAUUGAAGAAAAAAACAUCUAUGAAGGAGCUUAGUGGUUCAAGAACUAGGGGGAUACACCUGCAAAUGUUUGGAACAUAUGUCACGUUUAUGGCUGAUAGGCAUUACUUUGUCAACUUAAAAUGGUCAGUCCGAGUCAUUCAACGGGCUAUAAGGGCCUGGAUUGCUCAAAGGCAUUGCAACAUGACUACCAAUUUUAAUCAUAUGCAAAACCCAGAUAACGUUAAUGCUAUUUGUGCUAAAAUAGCCACACCUGAAAAGAAAAGUUCUGUUAUAUCCAGAGAAGAUAGCAUAGUUGAGCUUUGGACAACAGCAGCAAUAACAAUCCAGCGUUUAUGGAAAGACUAUGCGCUUAGUAAAUCCAUCCAAAGUCAGCACUUGGCUGCAACUAGAAUUCAGAGCCAUUUUCGUGGUUGGUUGAUGGCAAAGAAUUUAGCAUGCAAGAAGCAAGCAAUAUUAAGAAUUCAGAGGAGUUUCCGGUGUUUAAGAUAUAGAAGGAACAUCCAGAUUAUCAGAGACGAAUGUGUGUCGGCAAUUGUCAUUCAGUCUCAUGUCCGUGGAUGGAUGGCUCGCAGAGAAGUUUGCAGGAAAAAAAACCUUUUUAUCGGGAUUCAGAGCUUCUGCCGUGGAUGGCUACAGAGGAAGGAGUUUUUGCUCCAGAAGGAUGCUGCAAUAAAGAUCCAAAGUGUCAUCCGUCAGAUGAACUGUAGUGAUGCAUUUGUUUCCCAGAGGCACAUGGCAAUUGAGAUCCAAAGUGUUAUCAGAGGGGAAAACACCAGGAAAAGGCUUCUUGGAGCUUCUCAUCCUCAAAAGGCCUCGAAGCAUAGGUUCCAAGGUCUUGAAUUGCAAUAUUUUAUCCAAUCGAUUGUGAAAUUACAAAGAUGGUGGAGGCAUGUUCUGCGAGUUAGAGAGAAAACUAAUUCGGUGAUGGUUAUCCAAUCAUAUGUUCGUGGAUGGAUAGCAAGACAAACUGCAGAGGGAAAACGGCAGAGUGCGGUUGUGAUUCAAUCGUACUGGAAGGGUUACCUUGCACGGAAACAUGCAAGAGAUCAGCUUCUGGACCUGCGGUUGAGGAUGCAAAUAUCUGCUGCGAAUGUUGAUGAAAGCAGGCGUCUGAUAAACCGGCUUAUCGCAGCACUCUCAGAACUUCUGAAUAUGAGAAGUGUCAGCAACAUUUUGCACACUUGUGCAACUUUAGAUAUGGCAACAGAGCUUUCACAGAAGUGUUGUGAGGAACUUGUUGCUGCUGGCGCAGUUGGCACUUUACUGAAGUUAAUAAGAUCCGUCAGCCGAAGUAUACCAGAUCAACAAGUAUUGAAGCAUGCAUUAUCUACUCUUAGGAACCUUGCCCGAUAUCCGGCACUCACUGAGAUACUCGUUGAGAGUCGUGGAUGCAUGGAAACUAUUGUCAUUGAGUUCUUAAGAAACAAAGAGGAGGGAUACUUCAUUGCCUCUGAGCUUUUGAAGAGAAUAUGCGGUACAGAAAAUGGGGCGAAUGCCAUUCGCAAGUCACCAGCUCUUUUGAAGAGGUUAAACAACCUUGCUGAUGACCUGUCUAGGAAGGCAGGAAAUGAUAAGAGGAAAGGAAGGAACUUGGCGGGAAGAGAAAAUGCAGAGAUGAGACUAAGAGAGGUCGUUGAGCUUCUCAAACUCGUUGCAAGUGCCUGA
Striga hermonthica is the source of this 4032-nucleotide messenger RNA. NCBI's taxonomy places the organism in Eukaryota, Viridiplantae, Streptophyta, Magnoliopsida, Lamiales, Orobanchaceae. The record is from the annotation of a GenBank genome assembly.